Messenger RNA from Phoenix dactylifera (date palm), 2611 nucleotides. The record is from RefSeq and is a predicted model, not a curated record. Lineage: Eukaryota; Viridiplantae; Streptophyta; Magnoliopsida; Arecales; Arecaceae.
UAAUAUUUUGUAUUUGUACAUUCAUUAUUUUUUUCAACAUGCAUUGCAGAUACCCAAUCUUUUUUGUUUAUCAUAAAGAACAAAAAGUUGAAUAAUAAAUAUGCAAAUAAAAUUGUCUUACGGACAUAUUAUACCCAUAAAAUAUAAUUUUCUUUAGAAAAACUUUCAAUCACCAUAAAUGAUAAUUAUCCAUCCAAUUUACCGCCCACACUCAUCCCCACGUGUCUAUCCUAAAUGAUAAUUAUCCUUCUCCCACGCCCACCCCCACGUGUCUCAUGCCGGGGUUCUUACAAAAUUUAAACGGAACAGUAAUCCAAAUCAUAAUGUCAUCGAGCGGCUUCGGCUCAAAAUACCAAAUUGAAAAAAAAAAAAACCCCGAACCGCAAGCACCGAUGGACGGCAUCGUCGACGAGCUGAGCAGUGCCUACGAUGAGCUCGUUGCGGCGACUGCGGGCGUCCUGGAGGCGAGGUCCGCAUCCGGGGAACAGAAGACGGCGGAGACCGACGCCACCCUGGUGGGCUUCAAGAAGCGGUGGGAGACCUUCCAGGCGGUGUGCGACCGCGCGGAGGAGAUGGUGGAGCGGGCGCGCCACCGCAUCGGGUCGGAGUUGCUCGUCGACGAGGCCACCGGCGCCACCUCCCAGGCGCCCGCCAGCGGGGUGCUCCCGAUCAACGCCUCCCGCCUCGAGCAGACGAGCAAGGCCGUCCGCUGGCUCGUCCUCGAGAUCCAGCGUGGCGCCGGGUCCGCCACCCCCUCCGCUGCCGCCCCGCCACCCGCCGCCGCUAGUCCUUCCUCCUCCUCUUUGGCACCCUCUGACGCUAGGUUUUCCGAAGAGGUGCCCUUGUGGUUAGCCGAAUGAAGCAAAUAUCUUCUCAACUUUGUUGAGUUUUCCGGCACAAGUGGAAGCAUAGAAGGCCUGAAAAAAGUUUAUCGACCUCCAAUUUGUUGCCACAUCAUUCUAAUUUAGCAUUCAACCAUGCUGUCAUCUUAUUUUAUUACCACCUCCACAAAUUAUAAACACAAUGAGGCUGUUCCUGAGUAUCCGGAGCUAGUUCUUUGUGAGAAGUGUGAAGAUAUAAGGACUUAAAAAAAUAUAUGUGCAUCUCAAGAGUUCGUCCGGUCUAUGCAUUGUGGGGUUGAUAUUAUAAGAACUUUUUCCUUUUAGCUUUAUAGAGUAUGGUUUAGAUCAACAAGAAAGUAUUGAGCAGCAUAUGAAGAUGGGGACCAGACCUGGGAGCAGGAGCAACUAGUAAGAGGUCCAUGCCAUUACCUGUACUUAUGUGGAGAGGACUUUCCACCAAUAUGUCCGUGACCUGGUCGUGCAAACUGAUGAGUGGCGGAAGCAUGAUGUGAUGACAUUGCAUAUUAAUGGACAUGCAAUGAAAGUGGGGCAUGCAACUGCAUGAAGGUAUGCCGCCUCUCACCUCCGAGGCUUGAAGAAUUGCUGUGCUGUCAAGCAAGUGGAAUGGGCAUCUUCCUUGCCCCAUCUCCAACUCUGUUGAUUGGAACAAGUGAGUCUUUGUAUUUCUAUUUUGGGUUUCUCUUUGUUAUUGAUUCCAAAGUUUUUAUUUAAUUCAGUUUAUUGUGGUAUUUCCAAAUAUGGUAAUUGGUAAGAAAUGAUCUUAGGUUCGUCAUGAAUGUUGGAUGGACGUUAUGAAAUUUAAAUGUGUACUUGUUUGUGGGAUUUGGCCUUUGCUUCUGGCUUGAUAUAAUUGGGAUAAGGCUUGUCAAUAUCUAUCUAUUUGGUUUUACAUAGAAGAUUUAAAUUAAAACAUUACAAUGCUAGAUUCUAUGGGCAUUGCAACACACUUUGAAAGUUCCCUUCUGAAAGUUGUAAAACCUGGUGUAGUUAAGACCAAAAUGGAACAGGUAGAAUCACUGUGGUCAUUUCCAGUUUGUUCCAUCUCUGAACAAGGAGGCAAUUGGAGUGUUCUUGCGGAUCUAAAAGCUUCCAUCAUGAACUCCUUAUUAAGGUGAUGUUUCCGAAUACUGUGCUAAAUUUUCAUAAAUUUCUUUAUUUAAGUUUUAUUUAUUAUUUCAAAAAAAAAAAGGUUCGAUCAUCUGUUAUGUUGGAGGAUUCAGUGAUUCAGAUGGUUUGUUAAGAUAGCGGGGAAUGACAUCCUUGUAAGGCUGCCCACAAUCCAAUUCAUUCAAGGCUUGCUUUCUGAGAAAGGUUUCUGGAGUGGAAGAUUGAAAGGAUCCAUCCAUAAGCGCCUGUUCCAAGAUGUGAUCAGCUGAAACAGAUCCUUAACAGGUCAUUUCAUGUCGGUAUCACGCAUUUCCAGUUCUUUAUGACAGGUAAAGGAGGACUACUCUCACAUCUCAGUGCUCAAGAACAUAUUUAGAUCCUUCCAAACUUGGAUUUUCUCAUCAUUCCUGAAAAAAUUUUACCAAAGAAAGAUUUAUGAAGGGUAUCAGAUGCUCGAAUACUCAAGUUCUAGAUUGAUCAUCUAAGAAUUUGCACUAUUUCAGGCCAGUGUGGAAUAGGGGUAUGUAUGAUCGCCUACAGUCUGAUCCAGAUUCAGUCUUUUAAGUGGUUUUAUUUCUGAAACAUAAGUUUACAUCCUAACUACUAAGCGUGUUAGAUCAAAGUUCUGCAAGCUUGAACCA